CUGGCAAACGCGUCUGUUUUCCAACGUAUUUCUAAACCGUCAAACAUAGCAGGGGCCUCUGUCAUUUUCCCCAAAGAUUUUGUUGUUUUAUCAUUAAUAAGUGGAUCAGGAGUCUCGUGAAUAAUCCGAUAGCCGUGAGAGAAGCUCGGGAAUAAUGAAGCCAUCCCGUCCGAAGCCCCCGCUGUCCGCGCGCAAGCCAACGCGCCCCCGCUUCCAGCAGCCCCUCUCAAAGGACCCAGUGCAGGUCUACUGCCGGGUGCGCCCCAUGCAGAGCCCCACCGACACCUCCUGCAUGAAGGUGAUCUCCCCAACCACAAUUCUCAUAACGCCCCCCGAGUCCUCCACGAACUUCCGUGCCACCACCAAAGAAAUCCAGACAACCUUCACGAAGGUGUUCACCCCCGACGUCCCCCAAGGCGAAAUCUUCAGCUGCGUGGCGCUCCCCCUCGUCGAAAACCUCAUCAACUCUAAGAACUCCCUCCUCUUCACCUACGGUGUAACGGGCUCGGGGAAGACCUUCACCAUGACCGGAGAGCCCCAAAACUCCGGGAUAAUGCCCCGUUGCCUAGACGUUCUCUUCAACAGCAUCUCGUCGUACCAAGCCAAGAAAUUCGUCUUCAAACCGGACCCUUUCAACUCCUUCGAGGUCCAAAGUGACACAGACGCAAUGUUAGACCGACAAUCAGAGCUGCACGCGGGUCUGACGACCCCCAGACCCCAGAAGACAAAGUACAGACGUCAGGACAGUGACACAGACAGCAAUCCCCCAUUGCCCCGAUCACCAGACGAGUCGCAAUCGCUGCCUGUCGACGAAGACAGUGUCUACGCUGUCUUCAUAACGUACGUGGAGAUCUACAACAACUCUGUGUACGAUCUCCUGGACGAGGAGGAGCCAAAAGGCAAGACCCUCCAGUCGAAAAUCCUGAGAGAGGAUGGCAACAAGAACAUGUACGUUCACAUGGUGACGCAGAUCGAAGUCAAGAGUUCUGAGGAAGCCUUCGAGGCCUUCAGGAGGGGCCAGAGGAAGCGAAGAGUGGCUCACACAGCUUUGAAUGCCGAGUCCUCGAGGUCGCACUCGGUUUUCACCAUCAGAUUGGUGCAGGGGCCGUUGGACAGUCAAGGGGAAAAUGUUGUUGAUGACAAGAGAUUGAUAGCCAUCUCUCAGCUGUCUCUGGUGGAUCUCGCGGGCUCGGAGAGAACCAACAGAACGAAGAACACUGGACAACGUCUGAGGGAGGCCGGCAACAUCAACAAUUCCUUGAUGACCCUGAGGUCGUGCUUGGAGAUAUUGAGGGAGAAUCAGACCACCGGCAGCAAUAAGAUUGUGCCUUACAGGGACUCGAAGCUUACACAUCUAUUCAAGAACUACUUCGAUGGAGAGGGCAGGGUCAGGAUGAUUGUCUGCGUCAAUCCGAGGGCUGACGACUACGACGAGACCAUUCAGGUGAUGAAGUUUGCGGAGAUGACGCAGGAGGUGCAGGUCGCUCGUCCCAUCGUUCCGAAGAUCGAUCUUGGGUUUACGCCAGGGAGAAGACAAGCUAACAAGAUAUUUAAGGAAGCUAGGAGUCGGCUGGAGGCCAUGGGGAGGCCUGAGGCUGCUGAUCUUGAUCUUGACCUGGGGCUUGUCUACUCAUUGGGAGGAGCCUUCCCUCCGAUGGAUGUCAACAAUCCCCAUCAUGACGAGGUCAUCACGACUCUGAUGAGAUUCUUGGAGCACAGGAUUGCCAGGAGGAACCUGUUGAGGUCCGAUCUGGAGACUAAACAGAAUGACUUCAGAAAGAUGCUGCAUAACAUUGAGCAGGAGAACAUGACGUUCAAAGUGGAGAAUGCCUCGUUGAAGGCAGCCAAUUCCCAGCAGAAGAAGAAGCUCAGUACUCUGGAGGAUCAUGUCUGCAAGACGGAGACGCAGAUUGACAGUCUUCUGAGGAAGCUCAACGCUGCUAAUGAGACCAUUCAGAAGCUGCAGGUGGAGUUGAGGGACAAGGACUUUUGUCUCAACCAGAGGUUGAUUGAGAAGCAGAAGGUCAAGCAGAGGUUCAAUACGAAGAUGCAGCAGGAGACUGACAAGAUGAAUAAAGAGCUUGAGAUGAAGCUGAGGCAGCAGAGGAUGAGGAUGCAGAGCCAGACCAAAGCUACGGAGGACAGGCUGAGGCUUGUGAAGAAGAUCCUGGACGACGACGGGAAUAUCAUCAUUCCGGUUGAGAAGGAGAGGGUCGAGGAGAGGAUUCCUGAGACUGUGUCGGGGAAGAUUGCUGCUGCUGACGGCAGGUCCAGAAGGGACAAGGUUCCUGUGGCCAAUUUGAGACACAGGAGGAGUCAGAGUGCUGAUCGCUGGGUUGAUCACAGACCCGGGGCUUUGGUUCCCAUUGGGACUGUUCUCCAGCCAUUGAUGAGGAGGAGGAGGAGCGUCACCAAGCUGACGGACCCCAAGGAGAUCACUGAUGGGGCAUCCAGGUACUGUCUCAUUGCUCAGGAACAGGACACUGAUGGGGAACUGGAGACCAAGCUUUACAAGGGGGACAUUGUGCCCACCAGUGGGGGAGGCGCACAGGUCGUGUUUAAUGACGUUGAGUGCCUUAAGCAGAUGUCUCCGACUGCCAGGAGGAAGAGGAGUGGCGGCAAUGAGGAGGAGGGGACCAGCGAGGAGAAUGCCGAGAGCAAGAGACCUAGAGUCUUUAACUAGUUUUAUGCUGUUUGAGUGGGGAGAUUGGGAAUUUGCCUCGAGAUGACUCCAAAUUUUUGGGAAUGUCCAGUUUUUUUGAAUUAUUAAGGUAGGAAGAGGCACUUUCACAGCGAAAUGGGAAAAAGGGUCAAGUCGAUUUUCGCUGUGCCUCAGUUUUUUACGAGUGUCUCGGAAUCUAAGGCAGAUGGCAAAAUUUUGUUAUUACGUUUUCUGUUGAACGAACUGGGAGCUACAAAAAAGGUAUUAACGAAAAUUUCGCCAUCUUCCUUAGAUUCGGAGAUAUUCCUCGAAAACCCAGAUGAGAGCAAAGUCGACUUAAAUGGUGUGCCUGGGAGGAGUCCCUCUGUAAUAAACGUAACUAUCUUAUAUUAACGAUGUAUUUAAGGGAAACUUGAUUGACAUGUGCUUAGAAAAUUACAUGGUUUGAAUACUCUUUGUAAUAGUAUUUACAAAAAUAAAUUAAUCACUAUUUAA
Messenger RNA from Diachasma alloeum, 3157 nucleotides. RefSeq names its product kinesin-like protein KIF23. The record is from RefSeq and is a predicted model, not a curated record. The coding region runs from base 155 to 2683 and encodes 842 amino acids. NCBI's taxonomy places the organism in Eukaryota, Metazoa, Arthropoda, Insecta, Hymenoptera, Braconidae. Gene Ontology annotation, biological process: microtubule-based movement. Gene Ontology annotation, molecular function: ATP binding; microtubule motor activity; microtubule binding. Gene Ontology annotation, cellular component: microtubule; nucleus; kinesin complex. The transcript is spliced from 2 exons.